UGUGUGUGCAUUGAGGGGAAGAAAAAAGGACCUAAAUGAUUUUAGCAAAUGGCUGCAAUAUAACAGAGUGAAAAAUGUAAGGGGGUUUCUUUCCGUACCUACUGUAUGUAAUAGAUGCUAUGCAACAAAUGGGCUGUAAAAAGUGUUUCAAAAUGUAGAGAAUAGAAGUCAAGGAGGAUUUGGACUUUUUGGAGGCUGUGCUGAUGAACAGAACCAGGGGCAUUAGGCCAGAAUCAACUUUGAUCUUGAGCUGCUGUAAAACAGAUGAGUUUCCUGCAACCUCCUGCCUCAGUACUAUAGGUUCAUAACUAUAAUCUAUAGAUGCUUUUAUGCUUCCAUGCAUAUGUCAGACAAGGCCGUGAAUAUGCAAAUAAAAGAAACAAUGAGCAACUCUAAAUUCCUCAGAGCAUUGAUACAUUAUUUAAAUUGCAUGCACAACAGUAGCCUUGCAUUUAAUGCUUGUUGUAGCAAGAUUGCAACUCUCUUGAUGAUUGUUAUUGUUAAAAGUAGCGAUGCAUUUUGCAUUCUUAAACAAUUAUCUGUGUUACUAUUUUCAUGUGUGCAGGCCAGUAAACUUUGUUGGUUUGUCAUCAAGUAAUUUCAGUAGAAGCAGUUUUGCGUGCCUGUGGUUUGACACGUCUCCAUAUGAGCGAUUUUGAGAUCUUGUGUCACUGUGGUUCGGCUAGCUUAUUAAAACCAGAUUUGAUGUCUAAGGUGACACCUUUACAUUUGGAAUGUUUUGUAUUCCGAUAUCAGAAAGCCUGGUAAUAUAUACCUCUAUGUGGCGCAUGCAUCAGUUGGUUAUUUUAUGACUUGCAUUGUUCGGUUUCUACCACUAAAGGCUUGUUACAAGGUUUGUGUAUUGCAAAAUGAAUACUGAACAAAUCCUUAAAACCUCUUAGAUUUAUUGGUGCUUUUGCUUAUUUGGUGUGUCUGAUGCCUCUGCAUAAUUAAACCUUUUGAAGCCUUUUGAGGGUGCAUGGGUGAGCAGAAAUCUUUUUUUAUGCGUUUCAUGCAGCGCAGACACCAGAAGACAGUCGUACUCGCUCAUCAGCAGAAUUAAUUCUUGAAGAACAUGUCACAGGGAAGUUGAAAUCUUCAUUUUGUUAAAAGGAGCCUCCCUGUUUUCUCGUUUGCUUCAUUGCAUUAAACUCUGCCAUAUGGAAUGCGUAUUGUGCUGGCACGAGUUUUGCAUUUGCAGCGUCAUAAGUUGUAGCUUCCUUUUAAAACUCGAAAUCAAUUGAAAUACGGUGUUUUACGGGAUAAGCAGAUGCAUGUGUGUGUGGGCAACAGCCUGGCAUUGAAAGCACUAUUCUCAGACAAGCGUCUGUGUGCAGUGAUUCAUCCUCCGCUUCUUCACUGAAAGUAGGUUGACCGCCUCGGAUGGAAUUUUUCUUGGCAGUUUUCCCUAAAGUUAACCUCCUUCCCCCUUCUCACGUGUCCCGGCUUUCUGCUGUUUAAAGUCUAUUCAAAAUUUGUGGUAAUGCAUGCAGUGUCUUUGCCUCGACCUCAGACAGGCUAUGCACUUCUGUUGCAAUGGGUGGUCAAUAAAGAAUGUCCCAUUACACAGAUGAGCCUCGUUUUACCAUUGAGCAGAUCGACUUGCUGCAGCGGCUACGUCGGAGCGGCAUGACAAAGCAAGAGAUCUUGAACGCGCUGGACACCCUCGACCGGCUGGACCGCGAGCACGUGGAGAAGUUCGGCCACCGGCACGCCCACGGCGGAAAUGGGGCAGCCGGCAUCAAUCACGGCAACACCACCACCUCUUCAAACUCCUGCACUACCUCCUCUAACAACCUCACAGCCUCUUCUUCAACGACAUCUACAGCCACGCAGACGGGGUACCGUGGCAAUGGCCUCUCUCCAUCCCCUAGCAACAUCUAUGACACCUCCCCGCCCCCGACUGUCCCCACCCCCAUGCCAGUAGUAGCACCCAUGGUCCAAAAUGGACGGGACAGCCUCGCCUCUAUGCCCAAUGGUAAGCUCUCCCCGCCCCGCUUCGCCGUUAGCAACACCUCCUCGCGGGCCUUCGCUUUCGAGCACCCAGAUGAGGACGUGGACAUUGAUGAUAAAGUCGAGGAGCUCAUGAGAAUGGACAGUGCUAUAAUUAAAGAAGAGAUUAAAGCCUUCUUGGGGAACCGGCGAAUAUCACAGGCAGUAGUUGCCCAAGUUACAGGUAUCAGUCAGAGCCGGAUCUCUCAUUGGCUGCUCCAGCAGGGCUCAGACCUCAGCGAGCAGAAGAAAAGAGCUUUCUACCGCUGGUACCAACUAGAGAAAACUACACCUGGUGCGACUCUAGCGAUGCGGCCCACCCCGAUGGCCCUGGAGGACAUUGUGGAGUGGCGUCAAACCCCUCCCCCCAUUAGCAGCACCCAGGGCAGCUUCCGUCUGCGGCGUGGCAGCCGCUUCACCUGGAGGAAAGAGUGUCUGGCGGUGAUGGAGAGUUAUUUCAAUGACAACCAGUACCCCGAUGAAGCCAAACGAGAGGAAAUUGCCAACGCCUGCAAUGCAGUUAUUCAGAAACCAGGGAAGAAGCUUUCAGAUCUUGAGAGGGUCACGUCUCUGAAAGUUUACAACUGGUUUGCCAACAGACGGAAGGAAAUUAAGAGAAGAGCCAACAUAGAAGCAGCAAUCCUGGAGAGUCAUGGGAUUGAUGUCCAAAGCCCGGGAGGUCAUUCCAACAGUGAUGAGAUCGAUGGAAAUGACUACGGUGAGCCAGUAGCUGCUGACCAUGUUUUGGGAAUGGAUGAUAACACAGGCCCAAAUGAACACCAGGACCCCAUAGCUUUGGCAGUGGAGAUGGCCGCUGUCAAUCACAGCAUCCUGGCACUGGCGAGGCAGGGCGGAGCCACCAGUGACAUCAAAACAGAGGUGCUGGACGACGAGUGAGAAACCGCCCUUUGACGUGGAGCAUGGAGGGAAGCCGAAGAAGAAAUGUGGGGUUACGCAAUUAAAGCCAAACAGAUUGUGCGAGAACUAUGAUUAUGAGGAAUAUGCCAAGGUCGUGGAUGACCAAAGUGAAUGCGGAGGUUAUAAAGACUGUUAACCCAACAUUCCCUCCUUCCACCUCUCUCCUACGUGUGAUGCCUCAAUAGUCUUUUAAUUAAAGCCGUUCUCCUACCCGCAGCAGCUUGAAGAGGCACUGCGAUUAAACUGUUAACGAAACACGUUCGCUAAAAACUUCAUGCGACAUAUCACCCUGCCAUCUCACACCAGGAUAGUGAAUUUUGCCUCUGUUUUUCCUUCUUUCAGGAAGUCUUCUUUGCAGGAUACAAGAGGAAGCUGCUUUCUGUGUGUAAUGCACAUCCUGGGAGUCACAAAUAAGCUUUUUUUAGACGUAUCAAAAUAGCUAUCAGAUGACAAACCUGUGAAAAGUAUCAGCUGCUUCAAAAGUUCUUUCAGAAUGUCUGAAAUACCAUUUCAACUCAUCAACAUACCUUUGUUCCAAUUGAGCGUAAGAUUUCAGUCGAUGAGAUCGCCACUAGCUAACAAGCAAGCUUGUAUUUAAAAAGUCAGGAGCAGCUGAGCGAGAUUUUUGAACAUGGGCUUCAGCCUUAAUGCAAGUAUUUAUAAGCACUUAAAUUACAGAAUGUGUAAAAUCUAUUGACUAGUCGUUUCUGUGAAAAUUAACUGUUGAUGACGCUGUUUAAGUUAACGUUAUGGUAAUAUUCCUGGAUACUAGGGAUGUAACGAUUCACUCAACACACGAUUCAUGAUAUUUUUUUUUUUUUUUUUACAAAAUGAGAUUUAAGACAAAUGUGUAAUUUUAUUAUUGCUUGGACAAAAUGCUGCACGUUUCUUUGUGAAAUUGAAAUUUAACACUAUGAUAAUAUACUUAUAUAGCACUGGCAUAUCAUUGCUCUUUUGUUGGUUUCGAUUGCUUCUAUUCUCAUUUCUAAGUCGCUUUGGAUAAAAGCGUCUGCUAAAUAACAACAUUUAAAUGUAAUGUAAAUGUCAAUAACGAAACAAAAGCCCCAAAUCCAAUAAAUAACACAAAUUAAAAGAAAUAUCUUCAUAUAAACAAAAUAAGGCUUAGUUUGUGCCCGUUCCAUUUGAAAUGAGAGGCAACCACUGCAUUUUAAUCAAGAUCCAUACAAAGAUGCUGCAAACAUGCAACAUGAGUAGUUUUUAAUCUUAAAUUAGAUUGUAUAAUUUGAAGCAAAAACAGAAUGGUUAGACUUCAGUUUUGUGAAACUAUACAUUACACUUGUCUGCAUGAAACAGAAACCGCAGACGCAGAUUCUCUUUCUGCCAGCAGGUGGCGCUUAAAGCGUUUCCUUGGUUUCCGCUGUAAACAAAGCAGCACUGCACUUAUGAACUUUAAUAUGCUUUACACAGAGGAAAGAUUAAAAUAAAAAAUACUAAGCUUUUCUAAAGACAGUAAGUUCCCCUUAGAAAUACAUUCAUAUAAACUGCUACCCCUAAUUGAAUCGUACUUUGUUUGUCAUCUCAACCGAUUUGAAUCGUUACAUAUUUAAAUACAUUUUCUACCAGCUCAUGGUAAAUCGUUACAUCCCUACUAAAUACAUUUAUUCCACAAAUCUACAUAAGCUUAACAUAAAUCUACCAAGUCUGUUUGCUAAAAUAUGUAUCGAAAGAAUAUCGUAUGUUAGGAGAGAAAAUUAAUUGGAAAUGAAAUUUCUCGCUUUAGAAAAUUCUGCUAAGCAGAUAAAUCCAUCAAAAGAGACAUUAUUUGUUUCUUUAGUUAUGACUUGUAAUUUGGUUGAAUGGUCAGUUCAAAUAUAUUAUUUGAGUAUCAAACACAAGUUGUUCUUUUAUAAGGGUGACCAGGGCUAGUUGACAUUUUUUACUUCAGUGAAUAUUUGACAGGAUGUGAUUAUUGUGGAAAGAUAGUUACGGUAUAUAGAGUAAAACUUUAGUCUCUAACAGUGCUGGCCAUAUUGGGAACCUGCUGUGUGUAACAGAUAUGAGAGAAAAAAAACAACAACAAAACACACACUCACACACAGAGAGAGAUAUAUAUAUAUAUGAGCAGCACUGCACUU
Messenger RNA from Carassius auratus (goldfish), 5006 nucleotides. Its product is annotated as homeobox-containing protein 1-like. Gene Ontology annotation, biological process: positive regulation of DNA-templated transcription. NCBI's taxonomy places the organism in Eukaryota, Metazoa, Chordata, Actinopteri, Cypriniformes, Cyprinidae. The coding region runs from base 1555 to 2889 and encodes 444 amino acids. The record is from RefSeq and is a predicted model, not a curated record. Gene Ontology annotation, molecular function: double-stranded telomeric DNA binding. The transcript is spliced from 11 exons. Gene Ontology annotation, cellular component: nucleus.